Messenger RNA from Diprion similis, 4506 nucleotides. RefSeq lists its product as uncharacterized. The record is from RefSeq and is a predicted model, not a curated record. The transcript has 8 exons. Bases 1 to 3963 code for a protein of 1320 amino acids. Lineage: Eukaryota; Metazoa; Arthropoda; Insecta; Hymenoptera; Diprionidae. Gene Ontology annotation, molecular function: phosphotyrosine residue binding.
AUGGAUCGGAUGUGGCGACGCGUGCAGGGAGCAAAGGGGGGCGGGCGUCGCAGCGCCGCGUGUUGCGGAUGCCCGUCGCAGCCGUGUCAACUGCACGUGGACCAACGCGCUAAGCGAGGCGGGGGUCGGAAAUCGCGGGGCGGCCCUCGGACGAUAGUCUGUGGCUGCCAGGUUCAACCCUGUCCGGUGCAUCCGGUCCUGGUGAGGGUGCGGAGGACUCGACCAGCCGGCACCGCCGCCCCGCGUGAAUGCGAGUGCGACUGCCCUCAGGAUCGCCCUUGCCCUCACGCCAACCGCGGAUCCCUGACGACGCGGGGUGAGCAUCGCAGAUGCGGAUGCAGCGCUGAGGGAUCCUGUCACCACCACGUGGCGAGUUCGGGUACGCCGCGACGCCGCGUGACGCCGACGCCGGAAGUGACGAACACUUGCUGCGAUUGUCCGGAUAAAUCAGGGUGUCCGCAUAAAUCCGGAGCUUCCGAUCCCGCCUGCGAUUGCAUAGCGAUGCCGUGUUCGCACGCGGUGAAAACGCGCGGGUCUCGGGCCCCUCAGUGCGCCGAUUGCGUUCCCGGAAGCCUUCAGACCUGCACCCACAAGCCGAGCAACUCCGAGGGCCGGAUAAAGCGCGUCAAGUGCCGCGUGAGGCGCGCCGGUUGUGCGAUGGCGAGGUGCACCGCGGAGCUUGCGAUGCUUCAUCUUCACUGGGAGCUUGCGACCGAAUGUGCUCCCUGCAGGCCCCGCGCCCUCACUCGACGCCUCUGCCGCAGACAGCAAAGUGACAACGAACUUUAUCGCAGUAACAGCUUUAAGUUUGAACGGUUCGAGAGGAGCAGGGAGGAGCAUGCAACCCCCCUCAGGAAACAGAUAUCUUUAUGCGAUGAAUACAGUCUGCCAGUUGACUUUGUCAAUAAACGACGACCCGCCAGCGUUGCUGCAGCGACUUCCACCGUCCAGUGGGCCUUGCCAAGUCCGACCACCGAAAACGCGGAAGUCGAAGUUGUAGAAGAAUACAGUGAUCCGAGAGACAGCAGAACGAAAGCCUACUCUGAACCGAGCGAGGAACUUUCAUUGCCAAAACUUUACGCGAAGGUCAAUCGAGAUUACUGCAGACCUUACACCGACCCGUCAGCAUCCGAGUCCUCCGGUGCCGAUGACGAGGCAGGUGGUACUCUGACGGAGUUUCGCCGACGUAAGAACAGCCUUUAUAAGACAACGGGUCGCAGCUCGCCCUCACUCCUUGAAGAGGAAACGCUACCUCCAGGAGACGCAGUGAUCGUAGACUGCGUGGCAUUGGUGCACCUCGAAGCGGAUCAGUCGCCAACGGAUCCUGGGCAGCCGGUGCGACAUCCGUCGCCUUACUACUACGGCGACCUCUUCAAGGCGAGUGAGGAACUCUCACGUCCUCAGCCAGGACGAUACCGGAAGAGCGUGAGCCUCGACGUCCCAGGGGAAAGAUCGAGGACACCGGGACUACCAAAGAGGAAUUCGGUGGCCGGUGAUGGUGGCGGAACGUUCAACAACAACCAGGAUCUAGUGAGCCCAACAUCGGGGAGUGAGCAGCAUGCCGUACCUCACAGUGGGAACGAGAUACUUUCAUCGUGCAUUAUCACGGAGUGGGACAGCACCCUCAUGCCGCCGCAUCGUCUCCUCAGUCACGACAUACCCAGUGCAGUUUGCACCUGCGUCGUGUCACCGGACGAUGAGGAUGUAGAUCCGCCCCUGCGGCAAGCGCGCAAGCUUCGCCGGAAUCGAAAAAUAGACCCGCAGCUAGUCCUGCUCGAGGACGAAGCCGACGAGGACGAGGAGACGGCCGACAAGGAGGAGGCAGAGAUGGCCAGGCAGCGACGUCUCUACGAGACUGCGUUCGACUCUAAGGUCAGCCGAUCGGACGACGACCUCGACGAUCAUGACCGUCUUACCAACCAUCCGGUCCUCCAUGCCCCCUCAAGGAUCGCGGCGGUCCUGCAGCCGAAGGCUCCGUCCCCGGUGCCGGAGUCCUUCCACGCUUUCGAGCCCGUCAGCUGCCCAGUCAACAACGCGUACGCCUCGAAGGAGCGACGCAAGGUAGUCUUACUCCGCCCAAAACCGAUUCCGAGCCGCCUUCAGCAACCUGACAAUAUGUCGUCUCUGUCCCAAGACAUCGAAUCCCUCCAGGUAAACUCCAGCGACGAGAAAAACUCCUCGCCUAGGCUGCCGCUCCGUGGGUACGCGCCCGCACCGCCCUCGCCACCGUCGACAGCCCCACUUCCGGCCAAGUUUCACGGCCGGAAGGACCAUCUUCUUCUGAACAUACGCAGCGCUCCGAAUCUACCGUCCCAGGCCGAUCAUCCGCGGCUCAAGGACUCGAGACUACCAGUAAAAUCCCUCCGCGCCAAAGAGUCGCCACAGAGCAGCGAGGGAAGCAUACUAGAGAUUAAGGGACGGCCAAAAAGCGAGGCUCCCGAUGCUCAAAUGCGCCGGCUUGACAAGGAACUGAUCCUUGAAUUUAAGGGCAGGCCAAAGGAGGAGAGACAACGUCCUCGGAGCCUCAUUCGCGAGACUCGUCCGAUAAUGGAGUUCAAGGGAAGGCCUCACGAGGCUGAGGAACACCUUCCGAGACCACGGAGAGAGGCGGGAAUCCUUGAAUUCAAGCUCAGGACGACUCGCAGGAGGAUGGGCUACUCGAGUACGGAGAGCAUGGCCACCAGCAGCAGUGGCGGGAGCAUGGAGUCCUUGAGGAGCAGCACCAGCGAGGGAAACAGAUCGACGAGUAGCUCGGAGAGUCGCCACAGCACGAGUCUAAGCUCGCACAGUUCGGACAGCGGUAGCACGAGCUGCGUGAACAAUCACCAGCAGAACACACUGACCGGUUUCUUGACCCACCAUGCGAACAAGCUCCACAUCCUGUCUCCGAUAUCGGACAAGUCCUCGCAGGAACCGGCCUCUGAGACGUCGGACAACAACAGAAACAACAAUUCCCAGAAAGGCUCGCCCGAGGAGGCGCAGACCCAGACCACUGAAAACUCGACCGUGAACGUGAACAACGUGACAUCGCCGACCGACACUUCGUUCAAGAAACGCCGGACGCCCCAGAACAAGAAUCUCAUCAACCUCGCCCUGCAGUCGUCAUCGUCCGGAGACGCUGAAAUUCAGGGAUCGGACAGCGGGAUCUCGAUUGAAUCUCGCGCCGGGAUAAAGUGCAAACCCUUCGGGUUUCAUCUUCUUAAACCGCAAGUUGAUAACCUCAACCUGGUCCACAAUGAACCUGAACUCUCCGACCUUCCGUUCGACAUGCCGAAACUACGCAGGCGGCGACUUCUCAUGCAGCAGGAUGCCACCACAUCCGGUAGUGCCACUAGCGUCGAUCUCCGCGAUCUUCCGUUCGACAUGCCUAAACUACGAAGACGUCUGAGGUGCACUCAGAGCAUCGAAUCUAGUGCGUCACAGGCCUCGUCGAGCUUGUCUGUACGCGACAUUGACGUCCCUAUCUUGUUCGGCGGCGGUACGGCGCGCCCGAAGAUGACGCUGAACCUCGACGCUGGCGGGACGGACGAGGCUGGUGGUAAAGUAGGCCUAAAAAAACCCGGAGGACUUUGCCUUGGACUACCCCUGGAGAUGGGGACUUCCCGCGGAUCCGCUGACCUCGUUGACGCAGACCUGCCCUUGGAGAGACAAGGAUGGUACCACGGAUCGAUUACCCGAAUCGAAGCGGAAGCAGUCCUUCGUUUACUAAGAGAAGGAAGCUACCUGGUUAGAAACAGCGAGUCGACUAAACAGGAUUAUUCUCUGUCUCUCAAAAGCGCAAGAGGAUUCAUGCAUAUGCGAAUACAGCGAAACGAGGAAUUGAAUGCCUACAUUCUCGGCCAGUUCAGUAAGCCCUUCGAGACUAUUCCAGAAAUGGUUCGUCACUUCAGUGUAAAUCGGUUGCCGAUACGGGGAGCCGAGCACAUGUGCCUGCUCCAUCCAGUGAUAGCCCAACUUUUGUAGCGCAUCUAUCGCAGCGCCCUUUAAGGCGCUACAAUAAUUAUAUACCGCACUUUCCCAGAAAGUUUUCUUGCAAAUUUCUCCAGUUUCGAUCGAACGACUCAAACGAUCACCGGAAUUACUGACCUGAAUAUGGAUCAGUAGUGAGAUAGAAAGAGGGAGAGAGAAAGAGAGAGAGCGAGAGAAAAAGAGAUGAACGAGGGUUGAGCUGUUACGAGGAGAACCGUUCAAUUCUAAAGAAUCGAUGGAAUAUGUGCCUCAGGGAAUUUUCGAUGAAUCCAGUUUUGGUUUUUGAUUAGAUUCGAGCACAUGUGUAUUGGAGAAAAUAUUUGUGAUGAUAUUGUCUAGAAUUUACAUCGGGUUUCCAUUUUAAUUUUUUUUAUUUCUCUUUAUAAUUCACGGCUCAUAAUGCGGUUUUUGUAACAUGAGAAGUUGACAUUUUUCAUUUAACCAAUAUGUCGUUUUCUCGUUUUUGAUUUAGUAUAUCGUAAAUCUCGUUAAUUUUCAGUAUUUUAUAACAAAUCAUUGACUUAUUCGAAUACAAAA